CCCAUUCUUACCUUUUUCCCCUUUAUAAAACUAAACAUUCACAAUCAAAAAAAAGAGAUAUAUACAUACAUAAUUGGAAGUUUGAUUAAUUAGAAACUCAAUUUACUUGGUUUCAUACCAAAUUACAGAAUCUUUUAGAUUGCACUAAUAUGGAGGUUGCUAUGGAACUAGAAGAUGAUAUAUUAUUUGCAAAUUUGAGCAAGGAAAUUGCUCUACUAAUUAUGGAUGAAGAUGAGGAUCCUCUUGCUUAUCAACCAACUACAAACUCUAUUCAGGCUUUUUCUAGAGCAAUUCAUCCUCCUCCACAUGCUGAUUUCCUCUAUGAGCAGGCUUUGAUGAGAAGAGAAAGCAAAGGAACAGGAGUAUUUAUUCCACAGGCAACACAGCCAAAAAGAAAGCAAAAGAAAGGAAGAUCUAAUUCAUACUCAAAUUAUCAAAAGCAGUCUCAUGAUACAAGAAUCAUUUCUCAAGUUCCUAACAAGAAUUCUUUCAAACCGAUGAAUUAAUGGAUGAAGUUUUUUCAAUCUCUACUGAUUAAUUAAUUUGUUUACUAUGUUUAAUCAUUUAUGUGUCUAAUAAUUCUUUAGCCUUUAGGCAAUAUUGUAUGGCUAAUUAAGUUCUAUUGCUAUUUAUAUAAAGGUGAUUAUGUAAAUGGGAAAUCAAACCAUAUAAACACCUAAUUAAUAUUAGUCAUCAUAAAGGAGGGUGCAACCAAAGGUUUUGUAACCUUUCACUGUGUGGUGGACAAGCAUUUUGCGGUUAUCUAGUUUCACAAUAAGUCUGUCCUUGUUCCGGCGGUCAAUGAUAUUAAUGAUAGAUAUUAUUUUUUUAAUA
Messenger RNA from Cicer arietinum (chickpea), 834 nucleotides. RefSeq lists its product as uncharacterized. The record is from RefSeq and is a predicted model, not a curated record. Lineage: Eukaryota; Viridiplantae; Streptophyta; Magnoliopsida; Fabales; Fabaceae.